Molecule: messenger RNA, 1784 nt
Organism: Sphaeroforma arctica JP610
Lineage: Eukaryota; Ichthyosporea; Ichthyophonida
Exons: 13
Source: RefSeq, a predicted model, not a curated record
GAAGAGGAAGAGAAGAUACAAAAAGUGCAGAAAGAAAAGGAGAAGGAGAAGGCGGUCAAAGAAAACGCGCUAGAAAAAAUCGCCCAGGAGAAAAAGGAAACCAAGAAACGCGUAGAAGUUGAACGUAUACGAUAUCCGGUUGAAGAUACCGAACUUCCAAUUGAUCCUGCGUUAGAUGAAAUGCCGAGAAUGGCUACAGACUUCAUGGUGGGACAACCGAACGUCCCGUUUCUGCUGGUGACCUACCACUUCCUAAGUAAUUUCAACGAUGUCAUCAGUCUGUCUCAAUUUACCUUCGAUAACUGGGAAACCGAUGCAACACCUACUGCGGACAAUGAGAACGAACUGCACGCAUUGCUAAACCAGAAACACAACUCAUGGGGCGAUGCAUUGCAGGUGUGGAUUGAAUACAGAAGUAUGACGCCCAACCCGGCAAUCCCCCUCCCCGAGUGUCUGGAUAACAUGACACCCAUACGUGCACUAGGACACGAUGUCAGUACUGCCCUGGAGAUGGUGCAUUACCUGUGUAACGAGGUGGCCUCGACCGAAGAGUUCCGCACGCACAUCGAUGAAAUGAGGGAAAAUCUACGGAUACUCAACGCUGAACACCGAGCAGAUGUCAGCGAAUACAGGAAGAUGCUCAGGGAGGAGGAGAAGGAACGGAAGAAACAGAAUAUGGAAGAGGAUAGUGGCAGUGAUUCCGACUCGGACGACGAUGGAGGCUCCUCCGACGACGACAGUGGACAACCGAAGAAAAAAGCUAAGGUGGAGCGUGCGGACGACUCACAAACCAUGGAGGAGCCAGAUAUUCUUGCAAAGGCGGGAGCGUCCCGCCGAGAGAUGCUAGAGUACAAACGAAUGAUGCGCGAGAUGGAGGAGGCGAGGAAACGCAAAGAGGCCGAGAAACAGGCCGAGAUUAGGGCCAUACAACAAAAGGAGCGUACAGAACAAGCUCAGAUACGGAAAGAAAAAGAGCAAAGGCAAGCUGAGCGAGAACGAAAGGACGAAAAAUACUACUUUGAGGCGCGUAGAUUGGGCGCAUUCCGCGAUAAGAUUUUGGGGCAAGACCGAGACUACCGGAAGUAUUGGCUGAUAGACCAUACCCGCAUACACAUACAAGUGGAUGGCGGCAAGUGGGGCUAUUUAGACACCAUCCCAGAGGUGGUGCAACUACUCAAUCACCUCAACAUAAAAGGCCAUCGCGAGUGCCACUUGCGCUCGUCACUGAACGCUUGCUUCAACCGCCUGUGUAGCAAUAUCAAGAAACGCAUAGAGGACGCCCGUAGGGAAGAAGACUCGCGGCGGAGUUCCCGUUUACAAGUCAAAUCCAAAGAGUUUGGGUUCAUGCACUUCACAAACAGCAAACGUGGCAAAGAUGCGAUGUAUCCCUGGGAGUCAUAACGAGAGUGUUUGGUCACCACUUUGUACCUGCGGAACCUAUAUAAUUAUACAGCUGUACACAUGCAUACUGGUAGAUGACGGGUGUGCUGCCGGGUACACAGGGAGUGAAUCCUAUCUUAGAAGUUGUGCUGUAUUUUGAUAGUAGCAGAAGCGAGGUGCGACGGUGAAAGACAAGACACUCCACAACUACAGAACACAUAGAGGAUCGCUCGUUAUCCUUGAGUGUAUAUUGGACUAUAGACGCACUUUAGGAUACAACUCUGAAUAGUAACGGUUGAUUUGAAGAGGCUGCGUGUCUAAUGGUACUCAACUCUGGCCUCGCUGUUUAAUUUCCAGUCGAUAUCCCCUAAUCAAUUACUAAUAAAUUAGAAGCACCGAUUCAC